AUGGCUAUUAUUCUGGGAAACAUCUUGAUAGUGCUAACAGUGAGAGCUGAUGCUCACCUGCUCCAGACUCCUAUGUACUAUUUUUUGGGCUAUCUCUCCUUCAUUGACCUUUGCCUGAGCUGUGUUACUGUGCCCAAGAUGUUAGGGGAUUUCCUGCAGCAGGGCAAGAUCAUUUCACUUUCAGGAUGCUUGGCCCAGAUCUACUUCCUGCACUUUCUGGGAGCCAGUGAGAUGUUUCUGCUGACAGUCAUGGCCUAUGAUAGGUAUGUCGCCAUAUGUAACCCUUUGCACUACCCAACGGUCAUGAACCGCCCACUAUGCUUUCAGCUGGUUUUUGCUUGCUGGUGUGGGGGUUUCAUCCACUCUAUCACACAGGUCACCCUGGUCAUCCAGCUGCCCUUCUGUGGCCCCAAUGAACUGGACAACUUCUACUGUGAUGUCCCACAGGUCAUCAAACUAGCCUGCAUGGACACAUAUGUGGUAGAGGUGCUGAUGAUCUCAAACAGUGGUCUUCUCUCUCUUGUCUGCUUCUUGGUUUUGCUGUUCUCUUAUGCUGUCAUCCUGAUCACUCUGAGAACUUGCUUCCACCAGGGCCAGAGCAAGGCACUCUCCACGUGUGCAUCCCACCUGACAGCGGUCAGCCUCAUCUUUGUGCCAUGUGUUUUCGUCUACCUGAGGCCAUUCUGCAGCUUUUCUAUGGAUAAGGUACUCCGUCUUUUACACAGUGAUUACCCCUAUGUUGAACCCCCUCAUCUACACACUCAGAAAUACUGA
Molecule: messenger RNA, 774 nt
Organism: Manis pentadactyla (Chinese pangolin)
Lineage: Eukaryota; Metazoa; Chordata; Mammalia; Pholidota; Manidae
Product: olfactory receptor 4Q3
Exons: 1
Coding region: 1-774 (257 amino acids)
Biological process (GO): G protein-coupled receptor signaling pathway
Cellular component (GO): membrane
Molecular function (GO): olfactory receptor activity; G protein-coupled receptor activity
Source: RefSeq, a predicted model, not a curated record